This is a messenger RNA of Colletes gigas, 1698 nucleotides long. RefSeq names its product E3 ubiquitin-protein ligase RNF181-like. Gene Ontology annotation, cellular component: cytoplasm. The transcript is spliced from 3 exons. Gene Ontology annotation, biological process: protein ubiquitination. NCBI's taxonomy places the organism in Eukaryota, Metazoa, Arthropoda, Insecta, Hymenoptera, Colletidae. Bases 148 to 597 code for a protein of 149 amino acids. The record is from RefSeq and is a predicted model, not a curated record. Gene Ontology annotation, molecular function: ubiquitin protein ligase activity.
CACGGCGUGACGGGACAAUUCGUGACUUUCUGUUCUUGACAUCGACUUUAAUCGAUCAGUCUGUAUAACGUUAAAUAUCAAAUUGACAGGUAUACAGUUAGUCAGUAUGAAAUUAAAUACAACGUGUCACUUCGCCGAUAAUGCGAAAUGAAAAAAAUGGCGGAUUAUUUCGAUGAAAUGGGAUGGACACCGUUAAGGGACGGCGAGGCGCCAAGCUAUCUAAUCCAAAUAGCAAGGCUUUUACGAGAUUUUGGUAUGUGGGAUUUAUUGGGCCAAUCCACCAGACUACCACCUCCUGCUUCAAAAUCUGCAAUUGAAAAUUUGAAAGAGAUUGAAAUCGGAUCGCUAGAUUCAAAACAAUGCCCUGUAUGUUUGAAAGAUUUAGAAGUUGGAAUAUCCGCAAAGUGCAUGCCCUGUAAACAUGUUUUUCAUAAAGAGUGUAUAAUACCGUGGUUAGAAAAGACAAAUUCAUGUCCGUUAUGCAGACACGAAUUACCAACGGAUGACGAGGACUAUGAAAUGUACAGGAAAGAGAAACAACGUGCAGUGGAAAGAGAAAAAGAUCUAUUGGCUUUACAUAAUUCAAUGUUUAUGUAGAAAAGUAUAUAUUUGUGUAUAAACAUAGUGUUUUCAUUUGCUACAAAGGAAGGACCAGAAUUGUGUUUCACAGAUCAAGAUCAAAUUUUGCGGACUUGUUCAGGAUCAUUAAUGAUGCACGAAACCGUAUGAUGUACCGCAGCUUCGUUUUUGAAAAAAUGAGGUUUUUAGGCUACAGUGAUGGAUUGCUUCCAAAACUAGGGGAAUUGCUAAAUAUGAAGAAAACAAGUAACUUUAUUUAAUAUAUUUUGUGUUUGGAAAGUAAUACCAUUUUAGAUAUCGAGAGUGUUUUUAUUUCCCGGUUGGCAGCCAAUGUUUAAGCAACAUUGAACGUAUUUUCAAGACGAUGCAACAGUUGAUUCAGCAGUGUACUUGCUUGCAGAAUCUGUCAUGGAAUCAAUCCUUUUCCUUUUUUUUUUUAUAAUACAAUAAGAACAUAUGCGUGUGCUCGUAAUUGAUCGAAACCACUAAAUAAAUUAUGCUAAUUUAAAUUACAAUGCGUAACUUUAAGCAACACAAAAGGAUGAGAACAAUACGAAUCAGGGUUGGGAAAAUUUGAUUCGAAUAACAAAUAAUUGAUGAAACUGAUAUAUAGCAAUUUAUUCUUGAUAGUUAAUCGAUCGAAUGUUUUUAUUAUAAGUUUGUAUCUGUUAAUUGCGAAAUAUUUCGUUCUAUAAUUGAAAUCUUUACUUUUCUUUAAUAAUUAAUGAAUAAAUAAUUGUUUAUCUUAUAUUCCUUAUUCGAUAUUUUUGUUUAAAUAACUCUGUAGUGUUUUCUGCAUUAUUAUUGUAGAGCGCAAGAUAUUAUCACAGUUGGGGAGCCGACCAUGAGUUUCCCCAAAUUGUUAUUAAAAAUGCAGCGUUCUUAAGACAGCAGAGUGGGCGGGAAUGUUGCAAAAUGUUAGGAACCGCCCUACCAAGGUGACGACGUUAAGGAGUGGCGUGACCAAUCCACUUUCCGCUGAGUAAUGUUCGUCGCUGUCACCUUGGUAGGGAUCACCGAGGUUUGCUUAUUGUAAAAAUCAGAACGUAGACAUCAGAUCAAUUCUCGAGAGAGUACAGCGAAUAUUUAAAAUACGGCCAAGUUUGUCGAUCUAUCGAA